Ceratitis capitata (Mediterranean fruit fly) is the source of this 3196-nucleotide messenger RNA. Its product is annotated as colorectal mutant cancer protein. NCBI's taxonomy places the organism in Eukaryota, Metazoa, Arthropoda, Insecta, Diptera, Tephritidae. Bases 333 to 2750 code for a protein of 805 amino acids. The transcript is spliced from 9 exons. The record is from RefSeq and is a predicted model, not a curated record.
CUUGUAUACAUUAAUAGUUCGUUUUUAUAUCCAUUCGUAAUUUUUUUGGCCAUAAUUUACCGCAUUUUUAUAGUACUAUUAUAAACAAUUUAAUAAAUUAAUAAGCAGGUUUUAACAAGAAACUUAGUUCCUUUCGAAUCGGCUAUUAGAAUUAUGUAAAUUCAACAAGACGAGAAAGCUACAGCUAUGUGAAAAAACGAAAAUUUUUUUGGUUGGGCGUAGGAGAAGUGCUAAUGCAAUUUAGAUUGGUAGAGGACCGAGAAGAAAAACAGUACUUCAGACAAAGUGGUUGGAAAUCCUGAGGAAACUGCUGCGAUUAAUUCUGACAUAAAAUGUUUAACGAUGUGCACCUUGCACGCGUUAGUAAAAUUCAACGCAGUGCAGAUGCAACCAAGUCAAGUGCCGAGACUAAAUCUACCAGUCGACGUUUUGCUUGUCGCAAUUCGAAGGAGAUGCAUUUAGCAAAUAAUGUCACUGAGUUGGUAUUCGUAGGUGGUCACUCUCCAAGAACUGGUGAUAUGGCUGUUGGACAUGAAAUUGAAUCGCCUGAUCACACUCAACGCGACAACAAUGAAAGUGAUAACAACAUCAGCUCCUGUUCCACGCUAGAUAUUGGAAAGGUGGAAAACUUAUCCCUUCAACAGUUGGAAGCUCAAGUGGGAGACUUAGUGUUACGCCUUCAAAAAUCUGAGCACCAACGGGCUGACCUGCAACAAAAAUUAGAAGAAUGCAACGGUGAAAAAGAAUUAUGCCUUAGGCGUUUAGAGGUUGUUAGUACAGCACAUGAAUGUCGGAUAACAGAAAUGCAUUGCGUCAUAGCAGAGUUAAGUAAAAAGCUGCGAGCCAAACAGGAAACAGUCAUUCUAGAAGAACAUGAACCAGAUGACAGUGAGCUAAGCUAUCAAGAAGAUGUUUCUGUAUAUAACUCUGAGCUAAAUCUGACGAAUCCCGAUGCUGAAUGUCAAACUGAUUUAGUUGAAAGCGGUGCUGAACAAUCGAUCUGUAAGAGCACGAGCACUGGCGACAAUGUACAAUGUGUAGAUUUAGCAGAACAACAUAGAAUUUUCGAUCCCGUUAGUAAAGGACAGUUGGAGGCUCUUCAAGAGGAGGUUCUUCAUUUAAAAGCACAAAUCGCUCUGCUACAGUCGGAAAUAGCGAAUAACGAAAUCGCCACAUGCGAACAGAAGCACAGCACUGAUCAACUCCAGACAACAACAUUGAGUGAAGACCAAAAUACUGAUUGCGAACGCGAAGGAAUGACACAAUCAGACUUCGUAACACCUCAAAAGGCUUAUGAGUUGCUCUCAACUGCACACGUAACACCACCUGUAGCGAAAAUUGCUGAGCGAGUUAAACUAAAAUGUGGGAGUAAGGCAGAUAUACCGAAUGCUAACAAAGAUAACAUGGUUGAAGACUUGGACUUAGAUUCUAAGCAGCAUGGCAAUGCUAUCGCAAAUAGUUAUAUGGAAUUAUCAGAAAUGGACACAGAACUACAGCGACUGCAACGCAAAAUAGAACACUUGAAAAUGCGGAACACGAUUCUUUCACUUACGCUAGAUGAAUGUAAAGAACAUUGUGAACACUUGUACUUACUAUGCGGCAAAUAUGAAUCUAAUGCGAUAGCUCUACAAACAGCCGUUAAUUGUAGUGAUAGGGCAAUCGAAGCGUACGAUGUUAUGCUGGCGCUCUUAGAGAGCAAAUUAGCGUUGAUGUCGGAGAAAUCACCCAAUGCUGAAGAAAGCAGACGAGCUGUAGAGUCAGUUGCGCGGCAUCUUCUGGAUCGGUUGGAAAGUGAAAAGAAUAUUUGCGAGAAUAGUUUGGGUCCUUGGCAAUCAACUUUCAGCAUACCGGAUAAAGUUUGCGCACCAUGGACAACGGAUGAUGACAACCGAUUACGCUAUCAUGUUUCUAAAUUGAAAGGGCGUCGUUCGACUGUACAAAAUACAAUAGUCAAUCUGGAAUCACCAUUUAGCGAUUUGUAUGAAAAAUCACGUAUUGCUAUCGAAAGUGGAAAAGGAAGUACUGAAAAGGAGAAUAAUACGCAGAUUGAUCUCGAAAUAGCCGUUAUGAUGCAAGAAUUAUUAAAUUUGCGUGAAGAGAAUAUUACACUUAAAUCAAAGAUUGAAUCGACAGAAGCAGAGAAACGAAUUGCUAACGAACGCAUCAGCUCACUUGAAGAGGCCUUGCAGCAAUUACAGCUACAGUUGCAGUUACAAUUACAAAUUACUACAGAUGCCAGCAGUGCUCUUUUUCACCGCGAACGGAUUGCAGAAAAUCGUAUUUCCUACUCGGAGUCCGAACAUGUAGCCCUUACGGAACAACAAUUAGUCGAAGCAUUAACGAGAGAAUCCGAGCUUAAAAGUCGUAUACAAACUCUAAUAGCAUCCGUUACCGCUUCACAACUUAAUGCUGACGAGCGACACGUCCAAUUACAGAAUAAUAUUCAGGAAUUGCAGAAAUCAAAUUUAAAUCUUACUCAACUCUUGGAACAGAACAAACGCAGAUAUCAAGCACGAGUGCGAAGAUUAGAGCAGAAGAUUGUAGAAAUAUCAUUUGGUUUGGACAAAAAAGAUAUUGGAGAAAAAUGUAAUGUGGGUAAUACUGGAAUGUCCUUCGAAAAUUUCACUAAAUGUACUACGGCACAGCAGCAGCCUCAACAACGUUUAAAAUCAAAAAACUCAGUAGAACUACCACAGUCGUUUGAGUCACAACUAAAAAUACAAGAGAUCGUGCCUGAGACUACUCUCUAGAAUAAUAGAUAAAUAAUAGAAGAACAUUGUUCACAGCAAGAAAUAUAUUUAUGUUGAUUCUCCUAUAAUUGUAGCCUACCAUAUGCCAAAUUGAAUCUUACAUUUUCUAAUUAAUUUUAUCUAUUCGAGUGUGCCAUUUAUCAAUUUAUUUACCGCUUGGCUUAGCUAAUCGGGCGCCUUUGUGCCAGAAUGCAAUACAAAAUAUAUAUAUAUAUCAUAGUACAUUAAUUACACUUACAACUUUCUGCUUCAAUUAUAUAGCAAAUAUUUAGGUAUCAUACUUAACUCAUAUAUCCUCAUAAGUAUACCUACCUAUAUUUAUAUAUUAGUACAUACAUGCAUAAAUACGUAUUCGUAAAUACAUAUGUUAUUUUAAUUACACAUUCGCUUGUUAUAGUUACUAAUGUACAAAACGCGCUGGAAUAAAAUACUUAAAUUAACGGAAA